AUGUCGGCCGAAGAAGAGUUGAUCGACUACUCCGACGAUGAGAUCCAGCCCACCGAUGGCGCCGACGCGAAUGGAGCAGCGGGCGCGACCAACGGCGACGCGAAGAAAGGUGACCUCACCGUGACCGGAGCGGGCGCUGAGAAGGGCAAGGGCUCCUACGUCGGCAUUCACUCGACCUCCUUCCGGGAUUUCCUGCUCAAGCCGGAGCUCCUGAAGGCGAUCACAGACUGCGGGUUCGAACAUCCAUCUGAGGUCCAGCAAGUCUGCAUCCCGCAAGCCAUCCUCGGCACCGACGUACUCUGUCAGGCCAAGUCCGGUCUCGGAAAGACGGCCGUCUUCGUUCUUAGCACGCUUCAGCAGAUCGAGCCAGUCGCCGGAGAAUGUUCUGUCCUCGUCAUGUGCCACACCCGUGAGCUCGCCUUCCAGAUUCGCAACGAGUACCAGCGGUUCAGCAAAUACAUGCCGGAGGUCAAGACGUCUGUCUUCUACGGCGGUACCGACAUCAAGGAGAACGAGAAGUUGCUCGCAAACAAGGAAACCCACCCGCACGUCAUCGUCGCCACUCCUGGACGUUUGAACGCCCUAGUCCGCGAGAAGAAGCUCAGGCUGGGCAGUGUGCAGCGAUUCGUUCUGGAUGAGUGUGACAAGAUGCUGGAUCAGAUCGACAUGCGCCGUGACGUGCAGGAGAUCUUCCGCGCCACGCCAACCCAGAAGCAGGUUAUGAUGUUUUCGGCCACCCUCUCGCCCGCCACCCGCCCCGUCUGCAAGAAGUUCAUGCAGAACCCGCUUGAGAUCUACGUCGACGACGAGACCAAGCUCACUCUCCACGGUCUGCAGCAGUACUACGUAAAGCUCGGAGAGGCUGAGAAGAAUCGUCGUCUUAACGACAUCCUGGACCAGCUCAACUACAACCAGGUCAUCGUCUUCGUCAAGAGCACCGUGCGCGCGACCGAGCUCGACCGUCUGCUUCGCGAGUGCCACUUCCCAAGUGUCGCUGUCCACUCUGGUGUCAGCCAGGAGGAACGCAUCAAGCGCUACACCGACUUCAAGAACUUCGUCCACCGUGUCUGCGUCAGCACGGACGUCUUCGGCCGUGGUAUCGACAUCGAGCGCAUCAACGUCGCCAUCAAUUACGAUAUGCCCGACUCCCCGCAGAACCCAGGCGCCAGCGACAAAGACUCUCUCGCCCAGGCCGCCGACACCUACCUCCAUCGCGUGGGUCGUGCCGGUCGCUUCGGUACCAAGGGUGUCUCGGUCUCGUUCGUGUCGACUGAGAGGGACGAGCAGGUGCUCAAGGCGAUUGAGGCGAGGUUCGAGAGGAAGAUUGAGGAGUACCCAGAGGGCGGUGAGGGUGUGAAUGUGAAGGGGGAGUAA
This is a messenger RNA of Saxophila tyrrhenica, 1374 nucleotides long. RefSeq names its product Suppressor of the cold-sensitive snRNP biogenesis mutant brr1-1 (gene SUB2). The record is from RefSeq and is a predicted model, not a curated record. Bases 1 to 1374 code for a protein of 457 amino acids. The transcript has 4 exons. Gene Ontology annotation, biological process: mRNA export from nucleus; mRNA splicing, via spliceosome. NCBI's taxonomy places the organism in Eukaryota, Fungi, Ascomycota, Dothideomycetes, Mycosphaerellales, Extremaceae. Gene Ontology annotation, molecular function: RNA binding; ATP binding; RNA helicase activity.